UGUCAUUGACCUAGGACUUCGGAUUGGUUAAGGCUCAACUUGUUGACCUAACUCCGCCCUAAGGCCCGCCCCACGCGCGCGAUUGGCCAGCGGGCCAGACCCGCGCGGUGAUUGGAGGGGCUGGGACCGGGGCAGGGCCGGAAGGUGACCUGCAUCAUGGCCGCCACGCCGCUGCUGCGGGACCGGCUGAGCUUCCUGCACCGGCUCCCGGUUCUCCUGAAGGGAACGUCGGACGACGACGCGCCGUGCCCGGGCUACCUGUUCGAGGAGAUCGCCAAAAUCUCGCACGAGUCGCUGGGCAGCAGCCAGUGCCUCCUGGAGUACCUCCUGAACCGUCUGCACAGCGGCUCCGGCCGCGUGAAGCUCAAGGUGCUGAAGAUCAUGCUGCACCUGUGUGCCCACGGCUCCUCCUCCUUCCUGCUCAUCCUCAAGCGCAACCCAGCCUUCAUCCAGGAAGCGGCAGGGUUCACGGGGCCCCCGGACCCUCUCCACGGGAACAGCUUGUACCAGCAAGUGCGGGCUGCCGCCCAGGACUUGGGGAGCACCUUGUUCUCGGACACCUUGUCCCCUCCUCCCCCGUCCCAGCCUCCCAGGGGUGACUCGGGUCCCCCCGCAGGCAUGGGCUCCCAGUCCCGGCCCCAGGGCGCCCUCCAGGGCUUCGGCUACAGCAAGGAGCACAGUCCCACGGGCUCCACGGGGGAAGCCUUCCUCGCCACCCUCCAGAAGGCCGCAGAGGUCGUGGCCAGCGCCGUGUGCCCUGGGCCCGAGGGCCCCGGCUCCCAGGGGCCCCUGCUGCAGGGGGACGCCUACCAGCCUGCUGUGACGCCUUCCGCCAGCCACGGCCACCUCGCCCCUGCGAACCCACCCCCUGGAGCCCUGCCGGGGGCCCGAGCCGCAAGACACCAGCCGGGGCAGGCGGGCGGGGGCUGGGACGAGCAGGACAGCAGCCCCAGCUCCCAGGGUUCUUGCCAGGACAACGGCCAGAGCAGGGCCUCAGGCUCCGGCACUUGGUCGGGCAGUGACAGCCCCUCGGGGGCCAGCGGGGUGCCCGGCGACCUGGCUGAGAGGGUGGAGGCCGUGACCCUGAGCGACUGCCAGCAGGAGCUGAGCCUGGUCCAGAUGGUGACACAGGGGCCACGCCCCUUCCUGAGCCAAGAGGAGGCUCAGCGCUUCGUCAAAGAGUGUGGACUGCUCAACUGCGAGGCGGUGCUGGAGCUGCUGACCCGCCGCCUGGGCAGGCCCGGCGAGUGCGCGCAGAUGAGAGCCCUGGGCGCCAUCGCCGCCCUGGGGUGCACGGACCUGCUCGCCCAGGAGCACAUGCUGCUCCUCGCCCGGCCCUGCCUGCGGGAGCUCAGCGCCGGCAGCCCCGGGCCCGUGACCAGCAAGGCCACCAAGAUCCUGAGGCAUUUAGAAGCCUCCUGCCGACAGCACGCCGCUGCCCGGAGGCCGCAGGCCGAGCCCAACCCCGCAGCCACGCGUGUGGGCGCGUCUGACCUGCUGACAGACGCUGUGCCUUUCGCCGGGGGCCCUGCGUCUCUCCAGCCUCUGAGUUCCACCCUGCUCUCCCCCAGGGGCCCUGCAGCCCCUCCCGCCCUGGGUGGGUGCCCCCUCCCAGGCCUCGGGGACGCCAGGAAGGCCGAGCCCAGACUGGCAGGUUCCAGAGAUCAGGAGCCCAGACCCGAGCAGGGCCGGUUGGGCUCGGACGCUCCCAAUGGAGGACCGGAAUCGGGCCCAUACCCCAGCGGCUGCCUGAGGGGCCCGGGGGCCAGCAGCGGCCACAAGUCCUUGUUUGCUGGCAUGCAGCUGGUGGCCUGCCCCCGCCUGGUGGAGGCUGGGACUGGUACCCAGGAGCCCCCGCAGCCCCCUUGGACGUUGUCACACAGCGUGGCAGCCCCAGAGCCUCCUGGCUCAGAGCCAUCAGCUUUCGCCUUCUUGAACUCAUGACCUGGACAGUGACUGCACACGGUCCCCUCCGCCCUCAGCCCCGGUGUCUGUGUCGGCCUCUCCCUCUCACCCUGAGGCCUUGGUGCGGGGAGCGGCCCAGCCAGGUGAGCGCAGCCUGGACGAGCCUCCAGGAAUGAGAGCAGGAGCCACGAGCUAGCCAGAACCGCGUGGAGGCGGGGGAAGCAGCUGGCAGGACUCGCAGGGUGGCGGGCGCAGAGCCCCUCGAUGUCUGCAGGCCCAGGGGCUGAGCUCUGGUGAAGGUUGGCAGCCGGCGGGCCCUGGGCUGCUGGGCCUCCUGCCUCGGCGCCCCCUGGUCUGGCGCCCUGAGCACACUGUCCGGCCGCGCGGUCCCAUCUGCAGAUGCCGUGGGGCCCCUCGGGACAGAGGGUCCCGCAGUCUCCCUGGAGGGCGGGAAGGAGGGGGCGCUGGUGAUUGAGCUCAGAGGCCAGACCCCCUCGAGCUGUCUCAUGGGGGCAGGUGUCAGGAGGGGGCCAGGUGCAGACAGCCCGGCUAGGAGAGGGGGACCUGGGCUGCCUCGGUUCUCCCCCUCCUCCCAGAGGCUGGCUGUCUGGCCUUGAACUCCUGUGGCCGCAGGGAACCCCACCUGCCUCGCUCUCGGAAACGGGUUGUGUGGAUUUGGAACCUGCUUGGAUCUCUGUAUUUGGGCUCAGAGCCCUCCCUCUGCAGGAGGCCACGGGCAGCCACACACCGGCCCUGCCCGGGCCAGCUCCCUGUGUGACCCCUGUGGGCACCCUCUGCAGGGGCUGCUUCCUGCAGGCUGCAGGGCGGCCUCUUGGGGCAACUCCAGGACCUUCCUAAAUAAACCGGUCACCUCACCAAGUGCUUUUCCUUCUUGCGCGUGUGUGCUCACGCGUGUGCGUGUGUGUGUGUGCAUGUGUGCGCUCAUGCAUGCGUGUGUAUGCGUGUUUGUGCACACGUGUGUUCUAAUGGAAUAGCCUUACUAAGGGGUGCACUCGGAGGACUUCUCAAGUUAGGGACUGGUGUUAUUUCUUCCUUAAAUGUUCUGAAGAACUCCCCAGAACUGUCUGAUCCUGUAAUUUUUGUAAUUGCAAGGUUUUUAACUUCGAAAUUCAGUUUCUUAAGUAGGUAUAGGACUAUUGGGGGCAUAUAUUUCUUUGUGAAUUCCAGUUGUGUCUUUUAAGGAAUCAGUUUCAUGAAAGUUGUCAAAUUGUCCUUUUAAUUUAUGUUCCAUCCUUCAUUUCUGAUAUUGACAAUGUUUUCCUCUCUUAGUCUGAUUAGAAGUUUAUUAUUGAACUUUUCAAGGGACUAACUUCGGCUUUUAUUCUUCUGCAGCUUUUGUGUUUCUGCUUCAUUGAUUUCUGCUCGUACUACCUCAGUGGUGUUUAUGUUUUUCCAGCUCCAGGUGGAAGUUUAGAUGAUUUUGUGUCCUAAUAAAGAGCACUUUAAUGUGUAA
Myotis daubentonii (Daubenton's bat) is the source of this 3379-nucleotide messenger RNA. It is a transcript of the gene TEPSIN, whose product is annotated as TEPSIN adaptor related protein complex 4 accessory protein. The record is from RefSeq and is a predicted model, not a curated record. Lineage: Eukaryota; Metazoa; Chordata; Mammalia; Chiroptera; Vespertilionidae. Gene Ontology annotation, cellular component: trans-Golgi network membrane.